This is a messenger RNA of Talaromyces stipitatus ATCC 10500, 1954 nucleotides long. RefSeq names its product mao-B, putative. The record is from RefSeq and is a predicted model, not a curated record. Bases 1 to 1791 code for a protein of 596 amino acids. Gene Ontology annotation, molecular function: oxidoreductase activity. The transcript is spliced from 3 exons. NCBI's taxonomy places the organism in Eukaryota, Fungi, Ascomycota, Eurotiomycetes, Eurotiales, Trichocomaceae.
AUGGCAAAGACUGGUACUACAAUGAUAGACCCUCACGGACUGUUUGACAGCCGCCCGACUUUCAGUCAUGUAGCUACUUCUUCGGGAGCUACACGCUUUGUUGCAACUGCUGGACAGGUGGGAGCAGACGAGAAUGGAGUCGUACCAAGCGAUAUUGAUGAGCAGAUACAACUGGCCUUCAAAAACUUGAAGCGUUGUCUUGAUGCUACAGGUGCUAAAGUGACGGAUAUUGUCAAAGUCGUCUACUACAUCGUCAACUAUGAUCCGAACAAUCGGCGCCACUUCGAGCCACUAAAAGCGUUUCUGAAUGGCCAUCGGCCAGCAUCAACUUUAGUUCCCGUCCCAAAACUGGCUAACCCGGAGUUUGUCUUUGAGAUCGAAGCCUAUCUUGCUAUCCCUCAGGAGCCUCUAAAAACAGUUGACGUGGUUGUGGUCGGCGCCGGUUUGAGUGGCCUUAAAGCGGCAUACGAGGUUCAACGGGCCGGAUACUCCUGUGCAGUGGUCGAGGCAAGAGACAGGGUUGGUGGAAAGACGUGGUCCGUGAAUCAGGAUUUGGCAGGUUUUGUGGACGUUGGAGCGGCUUGGAUCAAUGAUACGAACCAGUCGGAGAUAUUUGCUCUUGUUCAGGCACUUGGGUUGAAAACGGUCAUCCAGAAUACUACUGGGAAUAUAGUCCAAGAAGAUAUAGAUGGCACCGUCUCGCAGUUUCCUUAUAGCACCGUUCCAAAGAAGCUUUCAGAGUCAGAUGGCGUACAAUCGAUGGUGGGCAUUCGAGACAAAACCGAGGCUGCUUGUCAAAAGCUUGACAUACAUGAUCCAGUCCGCACAGGCGCAGAGCUUGACAAGCUUACUUUCCACGAUUGGGUCAAGUCUCAAGGUGGAGGUAAGACGGCCCUCGCUUCUGCAACCGUCUGGACAAGAGCUAUGUUGGGUCUUGAGCCAACAGAAGUCAGCGCUUUGUACUUUCUCAACUACUGCAAAAGCGGCGGAGGUCUGCUACAAAUGCGAUCGGAUCAGAAAGGUGGUGGUCAGUAUAUGCGAUUAGUAAAUGGAACUCAAAGUAUCUCCAUUGGUUUGGCAGGUCUACUGAAACCUGACUCAAUCCUUCUCAACUCUCCAGUCAGGACAGUGGAGCAGACUGCAGAAGGCGUUUAUGUAUCCUCGGCACGAGGAGAAUUUCGUUGCAAACGGCUCGUUGUCUCCGUUCCCACACCGUUGUACAAAGAGAUUACAUUCAAUCCUCCCUUGCCCAAGGACAAACUGGAGCUAAGCCAACAGAACAAUCUCGGAUUUACUAACAAGGUUAUUGUACGUUAUGCUACUCCUUGGUGGCGACAGUAUAACCUAUGUGGCAUGCUCCAGUCCUGGACUGGACCUGUGGCUGUGAGUCGAGACUCGAGCGUCGACGAGGCCGGACAGUACUCAUUGACGUGCUUCUGCGUCGGAGACCUGGGCCGUGGGCUAUCUAAGCUACCUCAAGCCGAGAGAUUCAAGACCGUGGUAGACCACAUCAACAGAACCGUUGGUUUGGGCGUCAGCGCUCCUGCGCCAAUUGCAUUCUAUGAGCAUGAAUGGAUGCACGAUCAGUGGGCGCAAGGAUGUCCAUGCCCUGCUGCUCCGCCAGGAACCAUGUCAAAGUACGAGCAUGCUCUGCGCUCUGCACAUGGGAAAGUGCACUUUGUAGGAACCGAGACAUCUUACGAGUGGAAGGGAUAUAUGGAUGGAGCCAUCCGGUCUGGAGCCCGAGGUGCGCAGGAGGUUAUCCGAGCAUUGGGAACACCCAAGCUUUAGGUCUCACGCACGAAUUUGGUAUAUACAAGUCCAGACUUUACUGGUCCUUGUAUGUGUAUAGAAUGUUGGGAUAAAUGAGUUUUAAGUGAUCUUCGCUCACCUUAGCCCUAACCCUAAGGAUAUAUCUCUACACGAGACACAAUUAUCAGAUUCAAUCACACAC